GCCGACCAGGAGCAGGUGGAAAAGCAGGCGGGUGACGAUCGGCGUUUCUUUAUUCAAGCGGCUAUCGUGCGCAUCUUGAAGUCGCGGAAACAGGUAAAGCACAACGCCUUGGUAAAGAGUGUUGUGGACCAGGCCAAAAAUCGCUUCCAGCCACCUAUACCACUUAUUAAGAGGUGUAUUGAAAACCUCAUCGAGAAGGGCUACAUGGAGCGUUGUCCCUCUGACCCGGAUCAGUAUAGUUAUCUGGCCUGA
Protopolystoma xenopodis is the source of this 252-nucleotide messenger RNA. The record is from the annotation of a GenBank genome assembly. NCBI's taxonomy places the organism in Eukaryota, Metazoa, Platyhelminthes, Monogenea, Polystomatidea, Polystomatidae.